UUCAGAAUCAAGUUUUGGAAUUGAAACAACAACAAUAAUGUGAACAACUGUUGUUUCGACUGCUUUGGCAGUCUCAUGCUCUCUUCCUCAUCUUCACCAUGCCGUCGACAGCAGAGUGGGUCGCUGGUCUCAGCUCGACCAUCACCAGAAUUUCGGCUUACAGUUUCCUGAGAUGGAUCCCCGGACAUCACUUUCCCCCGAUUAUACUCUCCUCCCUCAUCGUAUAUCUAUUCUGUGUCUUUGGAAAUUCUGAAGCAUUUGGUGCACACAGACCAACUCUACAUCAAGCAUUCCCCAGACUGUUUCCGCACCCCGAACCAGAAACGAAAGAACCAGUGACAGGCCAGGAACUACAAGACCACCAGGAACCCAUCCUGUACGAGGAUGAAAAGUCGUUCUUCAAGAUCCUUGUGUUGGGUAUUCCAAAAUGGAGAGAUGCACAGUGGAGUUACAUCACAAUCGCAGUCAAUGUUCUGCUUGCUGGGUUCACUCUGGAUCUCGUCUUCCGUGCCCCAUUACUUUAUCCGUCCAGAGAUCUGACAUUCUCUCGUGUGGGUUACGUGCAUUCCGACUAUGCCAAAGUCUUGAUCAGGGAACCAAACUCCACCCAGCUUCCACUACAUGUCUAUCUAUCUCUUGCGGAUAAGACCAACUGGAAGACUGUCGACACCAUCCAUACUCUCGACCAGGACACCGACUAUACAUAUCCCAUCACUUUCCGAUCUCUCCAACCGUCGACCAAAUACAUCUAUUCACUCUCGAAUGAUCUGUCUGGCGUCUUUACCACAGCUCCAGCCCCUAAAUCUGAAGCGGCUAGAAGUCUGACCUUUGUCACCUCAUCAUGCAUCAAGGCCAACUUCCCGUAUCAAGCAAAAGCUCAUGCCUUGGCCAUCCAUGGAUUCGAGCAUCUGUCGAGUGUCAUUCAAGCACUACCAUCUCCCGCUGCCUUUAUGAUGUUCUUGGGCGACUUUAUUUACAUUGACGUCCCACAACGCUUGUCCUCAUCUGUUCGCCAUUAUCGAUCCGAGUAUCGACGGGUAUAUGCCUCUCCGUCGUGGAAGUUGCCUGGCUUAGAUACUCUCCCAUGGAUUCAUACGCUUGAUGAUCACGAAAUCGCCAAUGACUGGUCUGGAGGCAAUGAGACAGACCCGUUCCCGGCAGCCGCUGACCCAUUCAUCCAAUAUCAUGUCUCGGUCAAUCCACCGGUUCCAAAAGGGGCGUCAAGUGGUCCAGACACAAACACAACAUACUUUCAAUUCACCAAUGGUCCUGCAUCAUUCUUCAUGCUUGAUACCCGCCGUUAUAGGACAGACCCGGAGUCGUCAAAGUCAACAACGUCAUCUACCAUGCUAGGAGAUGUGCAACUAGCUUCUCUUUUGAAAUAUCUGGCAGAUCCAGAACCACGCCAUGUCCAUUGGAAAAUCAUCGCUUCUUCCGUUCCUUUCACCAAGAAUUGGCGGUUUGGUACACCAGAUACAUGGGGUGGCUUCCUCACUGAGCGAUCGCAGAUUUUGGCUGCAAUGCACAAGGCAGAAAGGGACUUGGGGGUGCGUGUUAUCGUCCUCUCCGGAGAUCGUCAUGAGUUUGCCGCCAUUCGUUACCCACCACCAGUCAGCUCGAUUGCACAGGGCUCGAACGAUACCCAAGUCUUUGACCAGACACCAUCUUCUGGACCUCAUGAAUUUUCGGUAGGACCUCUGAGCAUGUUCUACCUCCCAUUCCGAACAUUCAAGCAAAUCGAUGAUGAAGAUGUGGCCAUUCAGUAUUUGCCGGAUGGCAAUAGUAAAUUGGGAGUAGUCGAAAUUCACCCUUUGGUUGGAGGAGUUCAACGCAGUUCGCUCAAGUACAAACUGUUUGUGGAUGGAAAGUUGACUUGGGAGUAUAACCUCACCAGUCCCGCGGCGGGCUACCAAGGAGGAAGAGGAGCAAGGUGGUGGUUGUGGGAAUGAACAGGAAGACGGUCGGUCCAGAGAUGCAUAUUAUGAUGUUGUAGACGAAUAUAGAAGGACCAAUGCAAUAUGAGGGAUUUGGCGACGCUUGAGAAUGCUUGAGCAUGCUUGAAGAAUCAGUUGUCAUCUCUGCAACUGAAGACCAGCC
Molecule: messenger RNA, 2097 nt
Organism: Exophiala mesophila
Lineage: Eukaryota; Fungi; Ascomycota; Eurotiomycetes; Chaetothyriales; Herpotrichiellaceae
Exons: 2
Coding region: 99-1949 (616 amino acids)
Source: RefSeq, a predicted model, not a curated record